This is a messenger RNA of Phaeodactylum tricornutum CCAP 1055/1, 792 nucleotides long. RefSeq lists its product with no specific name. The record is from RefSeq and is a predicted model, not a curated record. NCBI's taxonomy places the organism in Eukaryota, Bacillariophyta, Bacillariophyceae, Surirellales, Neidiaceae. Gene Ontology annotation, biological process: response to hydroperoxide. The annotation marks the transcript as partial. The transcript has a single exon. Gene Ontology annotation, cellular component: cytosol.
AUGUCUUCUAAGCAAAAGUGUGGCCGUGGCAUAAUGAUGAUUCUAUCGCCGGCGAAAACGCUCGACUUAUCUCCUUAUGUUGGUAAUGUUCAAAAGCUCACCCACGCAGACUGUGACCUGGAUCGCACGGCGGAAGUCGCUAAGUCUUUGAAGAAAAGAAAAGAUCUAAAGCAACUACUUGGCGUCUCGGAGAAUAUUGCAAAUACAGCAUUAAAGUACUGGGAAGCGUUUACGAUAGAAGAUAGCAAACGUAAUUCUGAGUCCAAGCCAUGCAUUUAUGCAUUCUCCGGAGCGGCUUAUCAAGCUUUGCGGAUUCAAGACUGCAGUCAAGAAGCCGUCGAUUAUUUGCAACGAAAUUUGCGAAUAAUUGAUCCCGUCUACGGUAUCCUUCGGCCGCUAGAUCAAAUCCAGCCUUAUCGUUUAGAAAUGGCUACCAAAAAUGUAUUGCCAAAUGUGGCCAAACUUGCUGACUUCUGGAAGGAAUCAGUGACGAGGCGCCUGAGCGGAGAGAUUGGGCUCCGCGCAACUCCAAUUUUGCUGAACUUGGCAAGUGAUGAAUAUUCCGCAGCCGUCGCUCCGGACGAGCUGCCUGAAAAUAUUCAUUACGUCAAAGUCAUAUUUAGAGAGGACGGUCGGGUAAUUUCUGUUCAUGCCAAGCGUGCUAGAGGUCUUAUGGUGCAAUUUCUUGCAGAAAACAAUAUUCAAACAAUGGAGGGCGUUAAAUCAUUUGACCAAGAAGGCUAUGGGUUUGUUGUUGCAUAUUCAGAUGACACAACACUUGUUUUUGAGCGA